This is a messenger RNA of Calidris pugnax (ruff), 1468 nucleotides long. RefSeq lists its product as uncharacterized. Gene Ontology annotation, molecular function: protein binding. The record is from RefSeq and is a predicted model, not a curated record. The coding region runs from base 69 to 1346 and encodes 425 amino acids. NCBI's taxonomy places the organism in Eukaryota, Metazoa, Chordata, Aves, Charadriiformes, Scolopacidae. The transcript has 16 exons.
CGGUUCCCGGUUCCCACCUGGAGCCGCCGCCGCCGCGGGACCACCCUGUCCGGGGAGGGGGCGAGCCAAUGGCCAGGAAAGAACCUCUGCUGAGCGCCCUUAAAGAUGGGGUGCUGAGGCUGCGGGAGAGCGGGGGGCCCUGCACGGACACCUCCCCACACCUCAUCUCCUUCUGCCAGCUGCUGGAGAGCAUCCUGCGCAAGGGGCUACGGCAGCCAACCUGGGGCUUCAGGAGACGGGAUUACUGGCACUGGGUAGAGCAGCUUCCCACUGGGGACAGGCCGACCCCUCUCUCCAUCAGCAUCCAGAAAGCCGGUGGCUGUGGGAGGACCCGGACGGUGCAGGGCCGCGGGCGGUACUUUCUGCGCUUGGCUCUGCAGGGGAAGGUGCUGGAGGUGGCCGUGAGGCAGCUGGUGCAGACCCCCCGGCUCCUGGAGUUCUACGAUCCGGUGAGCUCCAUCCUUGGCAAUGAAGACCUCCUGGAGCCCUUCCUCUCGCUGCUGCUGGUGGUGACAGAGGUGGAUUUCUCCCUGGACCUGCAGAACUGCAGCUUCUUGGACGAAAGCUGGCUGCUGCCGGUGUGCAUCACUUAUGAGACGGUCCCGUGCCGAGCGUUGGGGAUGGUGCUCAGGUAUGUGGAUGGCCGAGUGUUUGUCACCAAGGUGCUCCCCGAGAGCCAGGCGGCGGUGGAUGAGGUGGUGCUGGCCGGUGACAUCCUCGAUGAGAUCAACGGCUACUCCCUGAGAAACGCCUACAGCGGGCAGGCUGGAGAUGUGCUGCAGAAGCUGAAGGGCCAACCGCUCAGCUUCCACCUGCUGCGGUGGCGGUGGCACGAUGGGGAGGUCUACGAGCCACUGCUGCCCUACCUAAAGGUCCUGAAGGAGAAGGAGCCCCACUUCCAGCUCCAGUGCAGCCCCCGGCGCCAGGGUGAGGGGGAGCAACGGAGGCUGCAGGGGGGCAGGCUGCUCUACAACCUGCGGUACCUGGGUCGGACCAGCGUUGGGAAGUACGGUGGCAAAGAGGUGCUGGACCGGGCCAUCCCUGCCGUGCUGGAGGGGCACCGGGCAGCGCGGGAGGUUUUAUUUGAUGUGAGGGAAGCAGAAGUCCUCGUACAGGAGAAGACCUCUUCCAAGGUCCUGUGGCGCUACCCCUACCCCACCAUCUCCUGCGUGGGACGCUGCUUGGACAGGAGCAAUUUAUUUGCCUUCUGCGUGGCCACUUCCCCCGGGAGCCCUGACGGGAGCACGUUCGAGUGCCUGGUGUUUGCAUCCAGUUCGGAGCAGGAAUGCGAAGAAAUCAUCAAGAGAAUUGCUGCAGGAUUUAAACACACGGAGUGGUUUGUCUGAGAAGGAAGAGCCCUGGCUCCGGCCCCGGAGCUUCCCUGGACUGCGCCCGGGCCACCCGGCAGCACCCCCAGGGAUGCAGCACCUCCAGGGAUGCUCAGCAGGACCCUCAGGGAUGCAGGACC